CCCCUACUCGCCGCCCGGAGAUCCCCUGCCUCCACCGAGUUCAGAAAUGUCCAAAAAUGACAAAGAACCGUUUUUUGUGAAGUUUUUAAAGUCUUCAGACAAUUCUGAAUGUUUUUUUAAAGCUCUUGAGUCAAUAAAAGAAUUCCAAUCAGAAGAAUAUCUUCAGAUUAUUACAGAAGAAGAGGCAUUGAAAAUAAAGGAAAAUGAUAGAUCACUGUAUAUCUGUGACCCCUUUAGUGGUGAUGCCUUUGAUCAUCUCCAAAAGCUUGGUUGCAGAAUUGUUGGUCCUCAAGUAGUCAUAUUUUGUAUGCACCACCAGCGAUGUGUCCCAAGAGCUGAACAUCCAGUUUAUAACAUGGUUAUGUCUGAUGUAACCGUGUCUUGUACAAGCCUGGAAAAAGACAGAAGGGAAGAAGUUCAUAAAUAUGUACAAAUGAUGGGUGGACGUGUAUACAGAGACCUUAACAUAUCAGUAACUCACCUUAUUGCAGGAGAAGUUGGUAGCAAAAAAUACUUAGUUGCUGCAAACCUAAAGAAACCUAUUUUGCUUCCUUCUUGGAUAAAAACACUUUGGGAGAAGUCGCAGGAGAAGAAAAUAGCUAGAUAUACCGAUAUAAACAUGGAAGACUUCAAGUGUCCUAUUUUUCUUGGUUGCAUAAUCUGUGUGACUGGCUUAUGUACCUUAGACAGGAAGUCAGUUCAGCAGCUCACAGUAAAGCAUGGAGGACAGUACAUGGGACAGUUGAAAAUGAAUGAGUGUACACACCUCAUUGUGCAAGAACCAAAAGGUCAAAAAUAUGAAUGUGCCAAGAGAUGGAAUGUACACUGUGUGACCACGCAAUGGUUUUUUGACAGUGUUGAGAAAGGUUUUUGUCAGGAUGAAUCCAUAUACAAGACAGAGCCUAGAUCAGAAGCAAAGAGUAUGCCUGAUACUUCAACUCCUACUGGCCAGAUCAACACAAUUGAUAGUCGUACUCUUUCAGAUGUCAGCCAUAUUUCCAACAUCAAUGCAAGCUGCAUAAAUGAAUCAAUAUGUAAUUCAGUUAAUAGCAAACUGGAACCUACAGUUGAAAAUCUGGAAAAUUUGGAUGUCAGUGCAUUUCAGGCACCUGAAGAUUUAUUAGAUGGUUGUCGGAUCUAUCUUUGUGGUUUUAAUGGCAGAAAGCUAGAUAAACUGAGAAGACUUAUUAACAGUGGAGGUGGAGUUCGUUUUAAUCAGCUCAAUGAAGAUGUAACUCAUGUUAUUGUGGGAGAUGAUGAUGAUGAAUUGAAGCAGUUUUGGGAUAAAUCAGCCCACAGGCCUCAUGUAGUGGGAGCAAAAUGGUUGCUAGAGUGUUUUAGUAAAGGUUAUAUGCUUCCUGAAGAGCCAUACAUCCGUGUUAACUACCAGCCAAUGGAAAUUCCAGUUUCAGAUCAACCUGAAAGUAAAACAGCCCUUUUAAAAAGGAAGAACAGCAGCUUCUCUAAGAAUGACUUUGCUCCUGAGGAAAAGCAUGAGCAAGCUGAUGAAGAUCUACUCUCUCAAUAUCAGACUAAUAACCCAACAGUAGUUGAAGUUGGGCUCUGCAGUGACUAUACUCAUGUGGAGCCCCUUAAUGAUUCUACUCAUAUUUCUCUGCAAGAACACCAGUCUUCCAUCGGUCAUUGCCUCCCUGAUGUUUCUACAGUUACCGAAGAAGGUUUAUUUAGCCAAAAGAGUUUCUUAGUUUUGGGUUUUGGUAAUGAAAAUGAAUCUAAUGUUGCAGCCAUCAUAAGAGAAAAUGCUGGAAAAAUUGUGUCCCUUCAGAGCAGAGUUGUUGCUGAUUAUGCUGUGGUUCCUCUGCUGGGGUGUGAAGUACAGGCGACUGUGGGAGAAGUUGUAACAAACACAUGGCUGGUAACUUGUAUAGACUACCAGACUUUAAUUGAUCCAAAGUCAAAUCCUCUCUUCACACCAGUUCCAGUUAUGGCAGGAAUGACUCCUUUAGAGGAUUGUGUUCUUUCAUUCAGCCAAUGUGUAGGAGCUGAAAAAGACUCAUUGACAUUCUUAGCAAAUCACCUUGGAGCCAGUGUUCAGGAGUACUUUGUUCGCAAGUCCAAUGCAAAGAAAGGCAUGUUUGCCAGUACACAUCUUGUUUUGAAAGAGCCAGGUGGUUCUAAAUAUGAAGCUGCCAAGAAGUGGAAUUUACCAGCAGUCACUAUAGCUUGGCUGUUGGAGUCUGCUAGAUUGGGAAAGAGAGCAAAUGAAAACCAUUUCCUGAUUGAAAAUUCAUCUAAAGAAGAACAAAGUUUGGAAACUGAAACAACAAAUGAGGUGAAUCUAAAUCCAGAUACUCCAGAGCAUCCUGUAACACAUCGGGAAAUUCAGAGGAAAACAGCCGUCACACCUUUAGAUAUGAACCGCUUCCAGAGUAGAGCUUUCCGCAUGGUGGUGUCACAGCACUCCGGACAGGCUUCAGUCUCCCCGGCCCCAGGACAGUCACUUCAGAAGGAGCCCUCAUUACACCUGGAUACGCCGUCAAAGUUUCUGUCCAAGGACAAACUCUUCAAGCCUUCCUUUGAUGUGAAGGAUGCACUUGCAGCCUUGGAAACUCCAGGAGGUCCCAGCCAGCAGAAAAGGAAACUGAGUACACCACUCUCAGAAGUCAUCGUCAAAAACCUGAAAGUUGCUUUGGCAAAUAGCUCUCGAAAUGCUGUUGCUCUUUCUGCCAGCCCUCAACUGAAGGAUGCCCAGUCAGAAAAGGAAGACGCUCCGAAGCCACUUCAGAAGGUAGUGGUGUGUGUUAGUAAGAAACUCAGUAAGAAGCAGAGUGAACUAAACGGGAUUGCAGCCUCUCUAGGUGCAGACUACAGGUGGAGUUUUGAUGAGACAGUGACUCAUUUCAUCUAUCAAGGACGACCAAAUGACACUAAUCGGGAGUAUAAAUCUGUAAAAGAAAGAGGAGUACACAUUGUUUCAGAGCACUGGCUUUUAGAAUGUGCCCAGGAGUAUAAACAUCUUCCUGAAUCUCUUUAUCCACAUACUUAUAAUCCCAAAAUGAGCUUGGACAUCAGUACAGUGCAAGAUGGCCGACUCUGUAAUAACCGACUACCCUCAGCUGGCUCUCCAAUGAGGGAUGAUGAGCCAGAUCAUAUGCCUAUAGAAGAAAAUGAUAUAGACAAUAUGACCACCAGUAAUAAAGAACUAACAACAUCAAAUGGAAAUGGAAGGAAUGACUCUAAAGGAGCUCUGACACAGACUUUGGAGAUGAGAGAGAACUUUCAAAAGCAGCUUCAGGAGAUAAUGUCUGCAACUUCAAUAGUGAAACCCCAAGGGCAGAGGACUUCCCUCUCAAGAAGUGGUUGUAACAGUACCUCUUCAACUCCUGACAGCACCCGCUCUGCCCGCAGUGGACGAAGUAGAGUCCUAGAGGCACUGAGGCAGUCUCGUCAAACAGUACCUGAUAUCAACACAGAGCCCUCCCAAAAUGAACAGAUCAUUUGGGAUGACCCUACAGCCAGGGAGGAGAGAGCAAGACUUGCCAGCAAUCUGCAGUGGCCUAGUUGUCCCACACAAUACUCUGAGCUUCAGGUUGAUGUUAAAAAAUUGGAGGAUUCUCCUUUCCAGGAGCCUUUACAUGAUUCAGAAAUUGCUGAACAGGCUGUUUGUGAUCCCGGGAACAUAUGUGUGACUGGAGCCCCAAAACACCCGAUCUCUGAAGAACUGGAAACUCCAAUGAAAGACAGCCAACUGAUCCCUACGCCUCAAGCCCCCAGUAUUGCCUUCCCCCUAGCCAACCCACCUGUGGCUCCACACCCUAGAGAAAAGAUUAUAACAAUAGAGGAGACUCAUGAAGACUUAAAAAAACAGUACAUAUUUCAGUUGUCAUCUCUGAAUCCUCAAGAACGUAUUGAUUAUUGUCAUCUGAUUGAAAAACUAGGUGGAUCAGUGAUUGAGAAGCAGUGCUUUGAUCCCAGCUGUACACACAUUGUUGUGGGGCAUCCACUUCGCAACGAGAAAUAUUUAGCUUCCGUGGCAGCAGGAAAGUGGGUACUCCAUCGCUCCUACCUUGAAGCUUGCAGGACUGCUGGGCGCUUCAUGUCGGAAGAAGACUAUGAGUGGGGAAGUAGUUCCAUACUCGAUGUUUUGACUGGAAUCAAUGUACAGCAACGAAAAUUAGCACUUGCAGCAAUGAGAUGGAGGAAAAAAAUCCAGCAAAGACAAGAAUCAGGCAUUAUUGAGGGGGCGUUUAGUGGGUGGAAAGUUAUUUUACACGUUGAUCAGUCCCGAGAAUCAGGAUUCAAACGCCUACUUCAGUCAGGAGGAGCAAAGGUGCUGCCUGGUUAUUCUGUAUCUUUAUUUAAAGAAGCUACACAUCUCUUUUCUGACUUAAAUAAACAGAAACCAGAUGACUCAGGAGUUAAUAUAGCAGAAGCUGCUGCCCAGAAUGUAUACUGCUUGAAAACAGAAUACAUUGCUGAUUUUCUUAUGCAGGAAUCCCCUCCUCAAGUAGAAAAUUACUGUCUGCCAGAGGCUGCUGCUUUUCUUCAGAAUAAAAAGGAACCUGGGCCUGGAUUCUCACAAAAGAGGAAAGCUCCUACAGAAAAAAAUAAAAUCAAACGACCCAGAGUACAGUAAUUAUAUUUACUCAGUUACCAAAACAUUAAAUGUUUUUUAAAUUAAUAACUUGAAUAUGACUGUGAUGGAUUUGUAAUUUAAAGACAAGAACCUGGAGAAUUCAGCUUCAGGGUAGUGAUGAAGCUUGAAGUUAGUUUUCAACACCUGAAUUUUUAAUCACUGAAAUAUUAACUGAUCCUAAUAGAAAGUUACCUGAAAUAACAAAAUGUAGCUCCUCAGCUAGCUUGUCGUUAAACCGUAUUGAUGUGUGUAAGGUGGGUUUUUAUUUAUUUGCUUGUAAGUAUCCAAGUCUGUAGUUCAGUGGAAGUUUUAGCAAGAUGUUAGAUUUUGCCUUAAAAUGUCUGCUUUAAUUCGUAACAAGAAAGUUAUCAAUUAGGAUUCAUUCAUAUUUUCCCUGAUUUUUAGCUUCUCACCAUUUUACCUCUUCUUAACAGGAGCCUGAGCACAAGGUUUAAUGAGGAACUGAGGCUUUAAACUUAAGUGUGUGUGUAUAUAUGUAUAUGCAUGUUUGUACAAAUCUCCAUGAUGUUUGCCAAGUUUGGGGUCCAAAACUUGGAAAAUAAAGACAAUAAAGAAUAAACGUAGUGACUCAAAGUAGUUGUUCAAAUAGAUAAUUAAAAAA
This is a messenger RNA of Budorcas taxicolor (takin), 5219 nucleotides long. It is a transcript of the gene TOPBP1, whose product is annotated as DNA topoisomerase II binding protein 1. Lineage: Eukaryota; Metazoa; Chordata; Mammalia; Artiodactyla; Bovidae. Gene Ontology annotation, biological process: mitotic G2 DNA damage checkpoint signaling; DNA replication initiation; mitotic DNA replication checkpoint signaling. The transcript has 28 exons. The record is from RefSeq and is a predicted model, not a curated record. The coding region runs from base 47 to 4597 and encodes 1516 amino acids.